AUGAAUAUAAGUUCAUACGGACACCCGUCUUUCUAUCUAUCAGUUUCUGUUUAUACUGAUCUAUCUAUCUAUCUAUCUAUCUAUCUAUCUAUCUAUCUAUCUAUCUAUCUAUCUAUCUAUCUGUCUGGUAUCUCCAACAAAGAUCUAUCUAUCUAUCUAUCUAUCUAUCUAUCUAUCUAUCUCAGUCUCUUUCAUAUCUAUUUUGUUCCUAUCUAUCUAUCUAUUUCAAUCUGUUCAUAUCUAUCUAUCUAUCUAUCUAUCUAUCUAUCUAUCUCUUUGUUUGUAUCUAUCUAUCUAUCUAUCAAUCUAUCUCUAUCUAUCUAUCUCACUUUGUUUACCUAUCAAUCUAUCUCAGUUCAUUAUCUAUCUAUCUAUCUAUCUAUCUAUCUAUCUAUCUAUCUAAAUGUAAAAGGGUCUCUCCAACAAAUACUUACUCACUUUCUUUCUUUCUUUCUUUCCGAUCUGUUUCUAUCUACCUAUCUAUCUAUCUGUCUAAGUUUGUUCCUAUCUAUCUAUCUAUCUAUCUAUCUAUCUAUCUAUCUAUCUAUCUAUCUGUCUAAGUUUGUUCCUAUCUAUCUAUCUAUCUAUCUAUUCAAGACAAACUUGCUAACCAUUACAGCAUGCCAAGUUGACUAUCUAUCUAUCUAUCUAUCUAUCUAUCUAUCUAUCUAUCUAUCUAAAUAA
Messenger RNA from Acanthosepion pharaonis, 684 nucleotides. NCBI's taxonomy places the organism in Eukaryota, Metazoa, Mollusca, Cephalopoda, Sepiida, Sepiidae. The record is from the annotation of a GenBank genome assembly.